AUGCCGCGCCCAGCAGCAACAGCCAACCGCAUCGCGCUCAGACCGUCUCCUCCUUUCGACACCGUCUUCGACGACCCGGGCCUACCCGACAGACUCGACUCAAGACGGCUUCGCCACAACGCCUACGACAACAACAUAUUGCCGCGCCAACAGGCGGCCCCUACGGCAACUUUGACAAGGGCCUACCCACGGCCAGGCAUGCAGCAGCAGCAGCAAGCAGCAUCAUCAUCAAGCAGCAGCCUUAACAGUCCUCGCCUUUCACCCGCAUCCGCCGUGCCCGGGCAGGCGCACUUCGCCGAUGACAUUCCACUUCAGAACCAGGGCCACAACCCGAGCCUACCACAUGAUCAGCCGCCGGCCAAGGAUGUAGAGAUGAACGAUCAUGUGUACGAAGCCCCAGGCUCAAGCAGGCGAAAGAAGUCUAGAAGGGUCGGCUUCGGCCAGCUGGGCAUGCUGGGUGCCGACAAGAAGCGCAUCGCCUGGGUCGUCUACAUCUUGACGAUCGCGCAAGUUGGUGUGUUUAUCGGUCAGAUCGUGAGAAAUGGCUCUCCCAUCAUGAUCAAACCCUCCUUCAACCCCAUGAUCGGCCCCUCUUUCUACGUCAACAUCAACAUGGGUGCUCGUUAUGUGCCCUGCAUGCACACCGUCGAGGCCAUCAAGGAAGCUCAACAGCCCAUUUGGUGGCCCUGCCCCAACACGACCUCGAACGACCAGAACGACGAGUCGAACCGCUGCAGCCUUGGUGAGCUGUGCGGCUUUGGCGGCGUCCCCAACCCUCAGGACCCCAACGAGAAGGGUGAACCCAAUCAGUGGUUCCGCUUCAUUACGCCAAUCUUCCUGCACGCCGGUCUCAUCCACAUCGGAGUCAACAUGCUCCUGCAGAUGACCAUCGGCAAAGAAAUGGAGAUGGCCAUUGGGCCCGUCCGCUUUUUCCUCGUCUACUUUAGUGCUGGCAUCUUCGGCAAUGUUAUGGGCGCCAACUAUGCUGGAACGGGCGAGGCUUCGACGGGCGCCUCGGGUGCCCUCUUUGGCAUCAUCGCCCUGACGGCCCUCGACUUGGCGUACUCUUGGAAAGACCGCCGCCAUCCUGUGAAGGAUCUCAUGUUCGUGCUCUUGGACGUUGUUAUUUGUUUCGUCCUUGGUCUCCUGCCGGGUCUUGACAACUUUGCCCAUAUUGGAGGCUUCCUCAUGGGCCUAUGUCUCGGCAUCUGUGUCCUUCACUCGCCGAACUCCCUGCGGAGGCGUCUGGGCUAUGAUACGUCUUAUGCCACCGUCAACGGCGAGGGGGCUCAGGCGGGUCCCGUACCAUUUGUCAAGAACCCCACAGGCUUCUUCAAGGGCCGCAAGCCUCUCUGGUGGGCGUGGUGGCUUGUUCGCGCGGCUGCCCUUAUUCUUGUCAUCGUUGUCUUCAUCGUUUUGCUCAACAACUUUUACGUCAGCCACAGCACCUGCAGCUGGUGCAAGUAUCUGAGUUGCUUGCCCGUGAACGGAUGGUGUGAGAUGGGCGAGCUCAAGUUCGAUACCAUCAAUGCCCCUGCACGUAUGGCUCGAGAUGUUCUGUCUGGUGGCAGUUAG
Verticillium alfalfae VaMs.102 is the source of this 1575-nucleotide messenger RNA. Its product is annotated as rhomboid family membrane protein. Bases 1 to 1575 code for a protein of 524 amino acids. Gene Ontology annotation, molecular function: serine-type endopeptidase activity. The record is from RefSeq and is a predicted model, not a curated record. Gene Ontology annotation, cellular component: membrane. Gene Ontology annotation, biological process: proteolysis. NCBI's taxonomy places the organism in Eukaryota, Fungi, Ascomycota, Sordariomycetes, Glomerellales, Plectosphaerellaceae. The transcript has 3 exons.